AUGCAAGAGCAGCCUAAUCAUGACCUUCCAAACGCAAAUGGAACCGCGACUGCUUCCACGCCAAAAAGGAAACCCCCGAAGCUCCGACCGCCCAAGCUGCGAAAAGGUCCAACUUCAGAGCCAGAAUCAAGCAAUUCCAAUGAGCAGAGAGUGAAUGGAAUUCCAGAGUCUGCCAAAUCAAAUUCUGUUUCUUCAAUCCCGGAAAGCAGUUCUACGGGACAGAUGCAGGAGGAAAACCAGUCACCUUCACCUGAGCCGGCACCGCAGGUUGAAAAUCCGAAAGAGCGUACCCGACACCACAGGAGAGUCCGUCGAGUUUCAACACUGGCACAGGAUCCAUCCCAAGACCAAGACACCCAGCUUGAGCAAAGGGACAAUAGAAGCCUGGAACAGCGGAAGGUACAGGAAACGCAAGUGAGCAACGUACUUAACCCUCCGGAAGCUCAGGGGCAGGUACAGCGAGCUGGCGAGCUUGUUCCACAAGCAGCAGAUGGAGCUGUCGAACAAGUGAGAGAGACUACCGAGGUAAAGCCUCAGUCGCAAAAGAACGAUCAAUUAAGGUUGAGGCUGGACUUGAAUCUGGAUGUGGAGGUUGAACUGAAGGCAAAGAUCAGAGGAGAUCUCACGCUGCAAUUACUUCAAUAG
Molecule: messenger RNA, 645 nt
Organism: Penicillium antarcticum
Lineage: Eukaryota; Fungi; Ascomycota; Eurotiomycetes; Eurotiales; Aspergillaceae
Exons: 2
Coding region: 1-645 (214 amino acids)
Source: RefSeq, a predicted model, not a curated record